This is a messenger RNA of Colletotrichum scovillei, 1632 nucleotides long. Its product is annotated as WD domain-containing protein. Gene Ontology annotation, cellular component: anaphase-promoting complex. Lineage: Eukaryota; Fungi; Ascomycota; Sordariomycetes; Glomerellales; Glomerellaceae. Gene Ontology annotation, molecular function: anaphase-promoting complex binding; ubiquitin ligase activator activity; protein binding. The record is from RefSeq and is a predicted model, not a curated record. The coding region runs from base 1 to 1632 and encodes 543 amino acids. The transcript is spliced from 4 exons. Gene Ontology annotation, biological process: anaphase-promoting complex-dependent catabolic process; positive regulation of anaphase-promoting complex-dependent catabolic process; positive regulation of ubiquitin protein ligase activity.
AUGCAUCGCUACAUCCCUCGACGAGACGGAACUCCCCUGUCCGAAAAGAUCCGCAUGAAGCAAGAUCAUCUGCCACUGCCUACUACACCGCCUGCCUGCCGUCACCUCCCCGCUCCCGUUUCCGUCGUCGGACCGUCGGUCUUGUCCCCAACUUCUUCCAAGCGCUCUUCUCCAGCCUCGUCUACUCCCUGUAGACGAAUUAGAACAAAGUUCUUUGGGCCGCGGCCGAAGGAAGAGGAGGAACACCAACGACACGAAGAGGAAUUGGCCAAAGCCUUGGAGAUCGACAAGACUGCCAAGAUCCUCGAUUUCAGGGUGCAUCCGGCCCGGGCACCAAGAGCAGAGUAUACAGCCAAGAUAUUUACAUCUUCCACGGGUAACCUGCCAGCGGCGCCGUACAAAGUCCUCCAAGCGCCGGGCCUCGAGGAUGACUACUACCGCUCGCCCCUGGCCUACUCUUCUACCUGCCAAUGCUUAGCUGUGGCUCUGGGAAACACCGUCUACCGAUGGUCGGAAUGGCAUGAUCCCCAACCUGUCUACCGCACUCCUCACCAGCGACAUACGAGCCUGACAUCUCUGUCAUUUUCCUCAACCGAGGGAAACAAGGCCAUUCUGGCCUUUGCACGCAAGGACGGUUACUUUGGUCUCCUGUCGUUCAUUGACGAAAUGCUUCCGCGGUUUUGGUUUCACCACCCGUUUCCGGUCGAAUGUGACCUUCUAGUUGGCGAUGGUCGAGGAAAUAUCCUCCACUACAUCGUUGAGUGGCCCAGCUUGUGGGAGGUAUCUCGUGACACUUGGUUUGGAAAAGUGACGCCCGUUGCCAAGAUUGCAGCGCACACCUCGCAGAUUUGUGCAUUGGUCUGGUCUCCGAAUGGCCAAGACUUUGUUUCCGGGAGCAACGACAACACGGCCUGCUACUUUGAGAUACAACGAUUGGACAAACAGCGCGGGCACCGCAACUCAUCUUCGACUCUGAUCCGUAAAAGCCGCCGUGCAACAACUGAGGCUGGUGUUAUUGGAGGCAUCCCUAGAACGAUACAAGCACCUACAGAAGAUCUGCGAGUGUUUAAACGAGGAACGGAAACGCACUGCUGGCGACAUGAGGCUGCAAUAAAGGCAAUCGCAUUCUGCCCCUGGCAGAACGGGCUCGUUGCCACUGGCGGUGGCUUGGGCGACAAGUGCAUCCACUUCUUCCACACGACGUCUAGCACACCACUGGCCACCAUCGACGUCGGUGCGCAGGUCACCUCAUUGAUCUGGUCUACGACACGGCGGGAAAUAGCAGCUACGUUUGGCUACAGCCAUGGCUAUGCCCAAACCGAGCACCCAUACCGUCUUAUUGUCUUCAGCUGGCCGUCUUGUCGGCAAGUCGGAGCUAUUGCUUGGGCGGGUGGUCCGCGGGCCUUGUACGCCAUUCCAUACCCAGGAGGACCGUCAGAUGCGCUCGAGGGAAGUCGUACAGCAAAAGAAGGAACCAUUGUUGUGGCAUCGAGCGAUGAGACUCUCAAGUUUCAUGAAGUCUGGCAGGACAAGCCAAAAUCGACUACCGGAGGCGCCGUUGGGAUGUUGGGCGGUAGUGACAUUCUCGAGGCACUUGGUGGGAUCGAUAAGGAUGGAGACGUUAUUCGAUAA